Molecule: messenger RNA, 1104 nt
Organism: Geodia barretti
Lineage: Eukaryota; Metazoa; Porifera; Demospongiae; Tetractinellida; Geodiidae
Source: the annotation of a GenBank genome assembly
AUGGCUGAACUACUGGGGCUGGGUUGUUCUCACGGCCCAAUCAUCCUGACGCCGCCUGAGGUAUGGUCCAAGGGCAGAGAGCGGAUAUUUGCCCGCGUACCAGGCUACGAGCCUCCGGCCCGCCUCCUGGACGAACUUGGAGAGGACAACGGACUGAGCCAGGACAUCAGCGACCAGCAGAAAGUCGUCGAUUCGUUCAGCGUACUGCGCGACCGUCUGCACGAAUGGGAACCGGAUGUGCUCAUGGUUAUUGGCGAUGACCAGGCUGAGAACUUCCUGCAGGACAACCUUCCUCCCUUCUGCCUGUACACCGGCGCCGCAGUCGACGGUUACCCCUUUCAAAGGCCGGCGGCCCGGACCAACCUGUGGAACUCCGCUCCGGAGACGAAGUUCACGUUCCAGUGCCCAAAGGAGUUUUCCCGGGAUCUGCGCAACCACCUGAUCCGGGACGGCUUCGAUAUGGCGUCAUCCAGCGCUCUGAAAGGUUGGGACUGGGGCCUGGCCCACGCCAUCAUCAACCCGCUGGUGUUCCUGGAUCCUGAAGGCAAGUUCCCCCUGCUGCCCCUGUUCGUCAACUGCUACGGCGAAGAGGCCGGACCCGACUACCCGCCGCGGCCCACGCCCAAACGAUGCUACCAACUGGGGCAGGGGAUACGAAAGUUCCUGGACACCCGGGACGAGCGGGUCGCCGUGGUGGCGUCUUCGAGUUGGUCGCACAGUUUCCUGGCCCACAAGUUCCAGUGCCGGUCGAUAGACAUCGACACGGACCGCCGCUAUCUCGAACUGGUGCGGGCUGGCAAGGGGAGCAAAUUGGCGGAGCUCACUCCAGAGGAGAUUCAAGAUUCGGGAGACCAUGAGAUACUGAACUGGAUUAUCGCGCUGGGAAUACUCGGCGACGUUCCCGCGAACAUCGUCGACGUGCGGGAGUCCCACACGCAACUGGCAUACCGCGUAGCGGCAAUCUGGGACUGAAAGUUUUUACGGCGGUACUGCAUAGGCUACAUUCCGCCGCAUCGGAGCCCGUUUCCGGUGCGGCGGUUAGUUUGGCCGGUAUUUGAAGGGAGAGGGGUCAGAUCAUGGUUACAGUGCUGGAGCCACGAACCC